Molecule: messenger RNA, 623 nt
Organism: Nasonia vitripennis (jewel wasp)
Lineage: Eukaryota; Metazoa; Arthropoda; Insecta; Hymenoptera; Pteromalidae
Exons: 3
Coding region: 168-623 (151 amino acids)
Source: RefSeq, a predicted model, not a curated record
UCCAUAAGGUUCCAAAAGUUUUUGAAGCAGUAACAAAUCAAAAGAAAAAAGAGAUUCAAGAUCAACUUAAAAGUGAAUUAAGUAUAUUGGUAGAUGCGCCAACUCAGGGAUCUGGUAAUACCAAUAAUGGCAAUACUGCUAGAAAAUUUUUUAAUAAUAUUGACGUUAUGGCUCGAAUAACUGGAUUCAAUGAACACUUGUUAUACAGAUUUAAAGUUAUUUUGGCAGUUAUUUCAUCAAAUUGCUUAGUAAAUAAUGCAGCAUUUGGUGCUUAUUGCAAAGAGACGGCAUUCAAAUACGUAGAGCUCUACAACUGGUAUAAAAUGCCUACAUCAAUGCAUGUCAUUUUAAUACAUGGCCACGUCAUUAUGAAAGAAUUAAUUUUACCUAUUGGGAUGCUUAUUGAAGAAGCUCAAGAAAGUAAUCAUAAAAUGAUUAAAAGAUUCAGAGAUAGAUUCUCAAGAAAAGUUUCUCGGGUUACAACAAACACAGAUAUGUUUUGUCGCUUAUUUGUACAUUCCGAUCCUUAUCUUUCGAUAUUAGACAUCGAAGAAAACAAAAAAAAGCUCAAUGACUCAGGAGAUGAAAAAUCUGUUAUUAGAUUAUACAGAGUCAGCAGAUGA